CAACAAGUAAACUUAUGACACAGAACCUUAAAAUGAUUAAACUACUUUUGACAUUAUUAUUCGUAUUUGGCUGUUUUGCGAUGAAUAUUAGUCAUGAUGAACUUUUAAAUUCAGACGAAAAUGUUGCAGAUUUGAUAAGGAACAAGAGAGAUCGUCCUGAAAUUGAAGAAAGUAUUUCUGAAGGACCCUCAGAUGUUAUAGUGUAUGAUGAUUUCGAUAGUAGCUCAAAUGAAGUAAUAGUUGACAGCUCAGAGUUUAGCAAAGAAAUUUCUGGAUUAGAGAGUAUUGAAAUUGUGCAAGAUGGCUGUAAUGACAAUGCAGCACCAACCAAAAUUUCAUCAAACAAUGUCGGUGACAUCAUUUCUGUUGGAAUAAAAGCUGAUUUGAAACUUGAUAACAAUAUUGAUGCCACACUUGUGAAACUUCUCGGGCAACUCAUCAACGAUCAAGAAAUCAAAGUUAAAUUUCCAGGACAAGAUGCAACUGGCCCUGAAUUGAUCCAAAAUGUUGUUAAAAUGUUUUCAAAUCAAUAA
Chironomus riparius is the source of this 533-nucleotide messenger RNA. NCBI's taxonomy places the organism in Eukaryota, Metazoa, Arthropoda, Insecta, Diptera, Chironomidae. The record is from the annotation of a GenBank genome assembly.